Molecule: messenger RNA, 2335 nt
Organism: Cutaneotrichosporon oleaginosum
Lineage: Eukaryota; Fungi; Basidiomycota; Tremellomycetes; Trichosporonales; Trichosporonaceae
Biological process (GO): maturation of SSU-rRNA from tricistronic rRNA transcript (SSU-rRNA, 5.8S rRNA, LSU-rRNA)
Cellular component (GO): nucleolus; small-subunit processome; nucleus
Molecular function (GO): protein binding
Source: RefSeq, a predicted model, not a curated record
ACAACCAUGACGGCCUUCCCGAAAGUCUACACGGUCAACGGGCCGUCGUCGACGAGCGCGGCCGCGCUGCCCUCGUGGGUCACGGUCAAGGCGCGCCCGAAGCGCGACGCCCACGGACACAAGAAGCGCGUCAAGACCCAGCACACGCUCGGCCAGCUCGAGCUCAUCCAGGACUUCAACUUCCCCACCGCCGCCAUCAAGAUCCGCACCACGCGCGACGGGCUGCAUGCCGUCGCGACGGGGACUUAUAAGCCCAUGAUCAAGGUGUGGGAUCUGGAGCAGCUCACGGAGAAGUUUGAGCGCGUGACGGAUGCGGAGAACGUCGACUUUGUUAUGCUCUCGGACGACUGGACCAAGUCGUUGCAUUUGCAGCGCGAUCGCUCGUUGCAGCUCCACACCCAGGGUGGGCUGCACCACACCAUCCGCCUGCCGAUCUACGGGCGCGCGCUCGGCUAUCACUCCCCCAGCGCGGACGCGCUCGUUGCCUGUACUGGCACUGAGGUGUUCCGCUUCAAUCUCGAGGAGGGGCGGUAUAUGACUCCUUUGAAUGUCGGGCAGUGGACUGGCGCGCAGGACGUCGAGGGGGUCAACUGCCUCGACGUGAACCCGCGGCACGGACUGUGGUCCUUCGGGCUGGACGGCGCGGGCACCGUCGAGUUCUGGGAUCCGCGCGCACGCAGCGCGCUCACCCGCCUCACGCUUCCAGCGUCCAGCUUGCUCCCGGCGCAGGACUACGAAGUCGACGCGCUGUUCGGGCGCACCCAGAAGCUGUCGAUUUCGAGCUUGAAGAGCCACCCAUUCGACGGCUUGUCGCUCGCUGUCGGCACCAGCUCGGGGCACACCCUGCUGUACGACUUGCGGUCGCCCAAGCCCUUUGCCGUCAAGGACCAGGGCUACGGCGAGCCUGUGCGGGUCGUCGACUGGCUGCGUGGCGGCGGCUCGCAGGAGGACUCGGGCCGCGUCGUCAGCGCGGACUCGAAGGUGAUCAAGGUGUGGGACAAGAAGUCGCCCGACGUCAACCACCUGUCGCUGCACCCCCCCAACCCGCUCAACGACCUGCACGCCGUGCCCGACAGCGGGUUGUUGCUCGUCGCAUGCGACGCCUCGCCGCUCUCGACGUACUACGUGCCCGACUUUGGGCCGGCGCCGCGCUGGGCGAGUUUCCUCGACAACGUCACGGAAGAGAUGGCGCAGGACGCGAGCGGCGCCGGCAAGGGCGCGUACACGGACUACAAAUUUGUCGACCGCACCGAGCUCGAGACCCUCAGCCUCACGCACCUCAUCGGCACACCCGCCCUCAAGCCGUACAUGCACGGCUACUUCCUCGCGCUCAAGCUGUACCAGACGGCGCGGCUCAUCGCGAACCCGCAGAGCUACGAAGCAGACCGCGAAAAGACGAUCAAUGCCAAGCUCGAGGCCAAGGCCGCGAGCCGCAUCCGUGCCCGCCGCGACGUGCCCAAGGUCAACAAGGCGCUCGCGGAGCGGUUGCGGAAGGAGGCCGAGCGCGAGGAGGCGAGCAAUGCGCGCAAGCGGGCGCGCCGCGCUGCCGCGGGCGAGGAGGACGAGGGCGAGGUGGAAGGCGAGGAGGAGCGCAAGCAGGGCGGCAAGACGUCGUCCAAGGACGUGCUGUCCGACCCGCGAUUCGCCGAGCUGUUCACCAACCCCGAGUUCGAGAUCGACGAGAGCUCGCAUACGUUCGCGCGCCUCAACCCGGCUACGGCGCGCGACGCCGCCGGCGGGCGGCACCGGACGGCGGUGGAGAGCGAGGAGGAAGAAAGCGAUCACCCGUCUUCGGGCAUCGAGGACGAAGACGAGAGCGAGGAAGAGGAAGACGAGCCCUCCGACGCCGAGGUGCCCGAGGAAGAUGUGGAUGGGGGCGAGGAAGAAGAGGACGACGAGGACGAGGAAGAGGACGAGACGGCGCCGCCCAAGAGGGCAUCACGCGCCUUCCCGCUCGCGUCUGGCGCGCGCCACUCGCUCGUGGUCGGGGGCGAGGUGGCGCGCCCACAGACGUUCGGGCAACGCCUGGCGGCGUCCAAGCCCAAAGCGGCCGAGGAGAAGCCGGACGGCGUGCUGGCGAUGCGGCGGGCUGCGGACGGCGGCAUGGAGAUGUCGUUCAUCCCCAAGGCUGGGGGGCGGAAGGACGACAGCGACGACGAGUACGGCGGCGGCACGUACAAGCGGCGUUCGAAGGUGGAGAAGUUUGGGGCGGGGCUCGAGAAGGGUGUGGACGACGAGGAGAAUGCCGAGCAGGGGCGCAAGACGCGCAGGCAUCCGGGAAGGAGCGCGAGCAAGAACACGUUCCGGAGGAGGUAGAGGUAGAUGCAUAUAUUGG